Molecule: messenger RNA, 870 nt
Organism: Paramecium octaurelia
Lineage: Eukaryota; Ciliophora; Oligohymenophorea; Peniculida; Parameciidae
Source: the annotation of a GenBank genome assembly
AAGAUAUGAGUACAUUUAUAUCGACAAAAUAGGAAUCUUUUAUAGAGAGACAAAUAAAUACUUAGCAACCAGAGACAGUAAAACAAGUAUAAUUGAACGCUAUGAAUAGUACACAUCAUAUACAACUGAACCUACAUUGUUAAAGGAAGAUUAUGCUGUUAAGAAGAUUGAGAGACCAGAGGCUUAUCAAUUUUGGCACAAAAAGGAGAAAUAUAAUUCUUAUGCCAGCAGAGUACUCAAUACAAAUUAUCGAUCAUGUUCUGUGAUAAAUCCUGGGUAGAGCUUUCAAAUAAAUAAUGCUGGAAGUGGAAUAACUUAAACAUAGGUUGAUAGUGAAUUUUAAUGCUGUACAAAAUAAUAGAUGGUUGUUUCUGUUGUGAUAGUAUCAAGAGAAGAAAUUGAGCAGCCAUGGAGAGAAGAAUGUCUAUAUCUACAAUCAGUCAUAAAGGAAUUGGAAAAAAAGAAAGAAAUCAAAGUAAUAAAGGAAAUAGAUUAUGCAAGAGUAUCAAAUAAUAAGAUAUUGUAAGAUCAAGGAACUUGAGGAGGAAAAUUAACAUUUGCAAUUCGAAUUAUAGUAAGCAUAAGAGAGUACUUUGAUAACAGAAAGAGUGACUUAGAAUAAUAGCGAAGUUGAAGUGUGGAAAAGGAAGUUUUAGGAAGUGAAUCAUGAUUAUAAUGAAGCUCAAGAGAAGUUGAUGAACGUCGAAAUUGAAUUGGAAGCCUUAAAGAAGGAGAAAGCCAGAGUAUUAAUAAAAAUCAUAAUAGGCAGCCACUGCAACUACAACAGUCACAAGAUCAACUGUAAGAACUGGCACUUCAAGCGUUAGAUAGGCAGGAUAAAUUUGAAAUCAAUCAUAUAUUAGAUUGGGU